Messenger RNA from Ictalurus furcatus (blue catfish), 3794 nucleotides. RefSeq names its product coiled-coil domain containing 80 like 2 (gene ccdc80l2). The record is from RefSeq and is a predicted model, not a curated record. NCBI's taxonomy places the organism in Eukaryota, Metazoa, Chordata, Actinopteri, Siluriformes, Ictaluridae. The transcript has 7 exons. Bases 1171 to 3255 code for a protein of 694 amino acids.
GCAACUUUUAAAAAUAUAUUACAAAUUGCAUAUGCCGCACAUAUACUAUAUGUAUAUAUACAUAUAACUGUGGUGUGGUCUUGUUCAUUUAUGAUUUUAUUUGACUCUCUUUUUUUUUUAAUCACAUUUGUUUAAAUAAGGUUGAGAGUUGUUGAUAACGUCCAAUAUUGUGCCCGAUGCUCCCUGGGAUAGGCUCCACCCUGAAAAGGAUAAAGCGGUAUAGAAGAUGGAUGGAUGGAACUAUAAUACAGUUCCAUAAUGGUGUUGUGUCCAUGUCAGAAUUGGCCAUCCAACUACACUACCCAUAACACCACGUGGCCUACAAACAUGGCCGUCAAAGACUCCAAUUCUUACCUAUAUAAGGACUCUCAGUGCACUCACCCAACUGCAAAGUAUACACACUUAUGUUACUAUACCAGUUGUUGCCAAGUCUUGUUAUCUAGACAUAUUCUCUCUGUCAUAUCAUACACUAUAUAUACUGUUGUGCUCAUAAAAUUUACAUACCACUUGCAGAAUCUACAAAAUGUUAAUAAUAUUUUUUUAAGUAAGAGGGAUCAUUAGAGGGGGCUACUGUGGAUCAGGUGGUACAGCGGGUUGUCCACUAAUCGUAGGGUUGGCGGUUCGAUUCCUGGCCCACGUGACUCCACAUGCCGAAGUGUCCUUGGGCACGACACUGAACCCCGAGUUGCUCCCGAUGGCAAGUUAGCGCCUUGUACGGCAGCUCUGCUACUAUUGGUGUGUGUGUGAAUGGGUGAAUGAGACACAGUGUAAAGCGCUUUGUAGAACCUCUAAAGUUAAAAAAGCACUAUAUAAGUGCAGACCAUUUACCAUCAUUAAAAUUUAGAUUCUUAUUUAAAGCUAUUUCACAUGACAGAUUUUUACAUAUAGUCCACAAACCACAAUAAUAAAAUAAAUUUGCGCAAAAGAACCAGUUCAAAAGUUUACAUACGCUUGGUUCUGGGUACAAAUGCAUGAGCAUCGGGUUUCGCACACACACAAGCCCAUUACCCCACACACACACUGAGCACUUUCUGCACAUGCCACACGGCUUUGAAAUUCCAAGAGAGUCUUAAUGCGAAGCAGAGGCAUCAUUUUUCUGCCCUGCCUCCUCGGCUCCAGCUGCAGAGCGAAGCCAUGUUUUGAGUGACAGUGUGAUUGCACUUCUGAGAAAUGCAUCGUGUGGGGAUAGUGUUGGUGGGGCUUGUCUUGUCAAGCUGCAGCACAGCGUUGUCAGCACGAACAGGCAAGAACAGACAGCGCUCAAAGACAAGGGAUGAACUUGUGGGCCCCCGGGAACAUGCUGGAGCAGAGGAAGCUGGAGUACGAGAACCCGGAGGAUCUUCGGAGACUGACUUCUUGGCCGACUUUGCAGGGAAAAAGCGUUUAUGGGUGAUCACCGCCCCAUCAUACAGUGAUAACUACUUACUCAUGAUGGAGAAACAGAUCCAGGAAUCUGAAGGGCUGAAGUGUCGAUUAGCAGAGAGAGACACCCUCAUUGUCACCAUUAUUCAGAAUGCAAUGAUGGAAGGCAAAAUCCAGCACACAACCAUGGAGGGACAGGCCACCGAGCAAGCACUGGAUUCAGACAUGGUGACAAAACUGCUUCAUUACCUGGAGCUAGAACACCAGACCUUCUCCAUGUUGAUCCUGAAGAAGAACCUGAAGGUUGGUGAGAGGUUUCCUUACCCAGUCCGUGUGGAGGCUGUUUUGGAGGUUAUCGAUAACCUCCCUGCACGCAAGCUGGAGAGAGUUGCAAGGAAAGGGUCACUUCAGAGAUGCAAGAUCACCAAGAAGAGGUUAGUAGUGAAACAGAACGGUGGUAAGAAGAGACUCAGCACUCAGAAACAGAGAAACGUUACGUCCAUCUUUCCUCCACAGCGACAAACUCUGGACCGAAAGGCAGCCAUCAGAAGCAAGAUUCAGGAUAUUCUCAGCGGACGAUCCAGAUUCGUCAUCCGUAAAACCCUGGUGAGUCCGGGCGGUGGCAAGACGAUCUCCACUCCCAAACCUGGGGCGAAUAAAGUUUUGAAGCUCAAGCUUGACAGUCGAACAGAAAGCACUGAAGAUGCAGGAGAGAAAACAGCAGCGAAAGUGGAGAACAAAUAUGACGAUAAAGGGAAUGGGCGAACGAGUUCGAUCACAGGGGUUAAAGGAGCGCAAACGGACGACUCGUCCAAACAGAAAGGCAAAGGAAAGAAGGAUAAGGAGAAGAAUAAGAAAAAGGGGAAAAGAGGAGGGAAGAAGUCACAACGAGAGGCGGACGGUAAAGAAAAAACAGCUCUCAAAGAGUUUAUGGAAAAGCUCAAGGGCCAGAGAAGACUUCUUGUCAUUUCUUCCCCCAGUGAGGUCUCGAGUCAGUAUCUCCAACAGAGAGAUGAUAAUGAGCUGCACAGUUGUGACUUGGCUUUACGGAAAAUUACAGUGCUGUCCAUCCUGGGCUCAGAGCAAAGCCCCAACCUGCGACUGCAACACUAUCAACAAGAUGGAGAUCCUCGACUCGCCUUGCUGCCAGACAACAUCAAAAAUCCUGACCUGAUCAGUCAAAUCCGCAAAGAGUACGGACUUGUAUCUAAGGAAUUCUGCAUGACGGUGACGGACUAUGACCUGAGACCUAAUCUUGGAAUGGUGUUCGAUUCACCAACAGACCCAUCCGCUAUUAUAAAUUACAUCGACACCUUCCAGUCUCGUUGGUUGGAGAAAGCAGAGGAGAAGGAUACUCCCUCAGCCUGUUCUCCAUCUGAGGCUAAUAAUCAGGCAGAGAACUCUUUGCUCAGGUUUAUGUCCAAUAGAAGACUUCUGAUCAUCUCUGCUCCCUCUGAGGAUGACUAUUCCUUUCAUCAGCAGAUUCAAGCUCUUAAUGGACAGGAGUGUAACAUGGGGAUCCGUCACUUUGCUUUGCUGAAACUUGUAGGCAAAGGGCAAGAGGCUUCAGGGACUGUUGAGCUAUUUCCACUGAAUGGCAAAAGUCAGACUGAAAAAGAGCUACUGUCACCAGAAGUUGUGAGGAAUCUGAGAGACCAGCUGAAGAUCACCACGGACUACUUCAGCAUGCUGGUGGUGGGGAAGGACGGAGAGGUCAAAGCAUGGUUUCCAACAGCAAUGUGGUCCUUGUCGAAUGUCUAUGACUUGGUCGACUCCAUGGAGUUACGUCAGCAGGAACAGAAGCUUCAGCAAACCCUUGGUAUUCACUGUCCCGAAGACAGGGGUGGUACUUACCAUGGAUAUACACGAGAGACAGAGGACAGCUAUCUGUAACAUCAAUCAGAGGACUGACGGUACAAGCACAUUCAAGAACAUGCGAAUCAGAGACGUUCGCUGACAUCAUGAGGAAAUGCUAGGUAGCAAGUAGAAUAUUAGGAAAGUCCAUUUGAUUUUUGUAUGUACAGUACAUAUCCAUUGCAACAUUGAAAGUUAUUGCUUAUUUCCAAUUUAUUAUAGGCUGAAUUAUUUGAAAAAGCCAGUAUAAAAAUCAGUUUUUUAUGUUUUUUAUCUCUAAAACUAUUCUACCUGAAAAUCAUGUCAAGUAGAACUGUUAUAUGCUGCUAUCACAAUAUAUAUUGUAUGUGUACCAAACAACUACUGUGUUGGAAAUUUGUAUUUGGUCUCAUCUCAGAAAACCACUUAUAACAUCCAGUUAGAUGGUUCAUAUACAGUUCCCUCCACUAACAGUGUCCGCCUCUAUUGGCGCCAUUGGUAAAUAUGAGCAAAGAAGGCUGUGAAAAAUGGUCUUUAUUGUUUAACCUUUUGAUCUUUUGUUUAAAAAAAAAUUCACAAGAAUACUCUGCUCUCACGGA